Coniosporium apollinis CBS 100218 is the source of this 327-nucleotide messenger RNA. RefSeq lists its product as uncharacterized. NCBI's taxonomy places the organism in Eukaryota, Fungi, Ascomycota, Dothideomycetes. The record is from RefSeq and is a predicted model, not a curated record. The transcript has a single exon. Bases 1 to 327 code for a protein of 108 amino acids.
AUGCCCAUCAGGGUCAAUUCCGCCUAUCACUCCGCAAGUCUCAUCCUUCAAAACUCCUCCCACAAUGCCGGGUUUAUUGAUGCCGAAGAGACUUAUCAGCCCAUGUGCGCGGAGUGGACCCAGCAGCCUCUUCAUGAGAGCCUGUCGCACCAGACGUGUAGCUCCAAUCCCUGGGAGGCGCCGGGUCCCAUCUCUGCCUCUGUGGCGAUGAUCUGUGUCGGCUGCGUGAGCGCGACGCGCUGGGCGAUCGAUGACGACGUUGUGGUGGAGGCGAGCGAGAUCUUGAGGGAGUCGGAGACCUGCGGCGUGAGCGCCGGGGUGGAGUAG